AUGCCAGCACCCGUGAUAUCCCCAGCUGAACGUGACUACAUUACACAAGGAGUGGAAUACGAUUGUCGAGCUGAUGGUCGUGGACGUCUUGAAUACCGUCACCUUGUUCUUGAGACCGGCAUUUUAUCACAAACCAGCGGCAGUGCACGAUGUCGGUUGGGAGACAGUGAUGUUCUUGUGGGUGUCAAGGUGGAGAUUGGUGAGAUUGAACAAGGACAGCCUGAUCAAGGCCGUAUUGUAUGCAACGUGGAAUGUUCUCCUAGUGCUUCACAACAAUUCGAAGGACGCGGUGCCGAUGAUUUGAAUACAGCCUUGACUUUAUCAUUGGAUCGAUUAUUCAAUGGCCCUCAGAAUGGAUUGGAUUUAUCAAAGUUAUGCAUUGUCCCUGGACAACAAUGCUGGGUGAUUUAUGUGGAUGCCAUGGUGAUGGAUUGUGCUGGUAAUCUUUUUGAUUGUAUUGUCAUGACAGUGCGUGCUGCUCUCUUUGAUACCCGUAUUCCACGCACGGAAUUGCAAGAUCUUGGUGAUGGCGAAUAUGAAUUCGAAGUCAUGGAUGAUGUGGAAGAUGCAGUACCUAUUGCGGAUUGGGAUCGAUUGCCCAUCUCGGUGACUUUGUACAAGAUUGGAGAACGAUACAUCAUUGAUCCUACCAUCUUGGAAGAACUCUCCUCGGAAGUUACCUUGACUGUUGGCAUCAACAAGGAUGGCGCUACAUGUGGCAUGCAAAAGGGUGCUGGUGGAAGUAUCAACCCAAGCUUAUUGACCGAAAUGGUUCAGACGGCAUCCACCAUUGGCAAAUCGUUGAUCAGUCAAUUGGAUAAAAAGUUGAUUGCGGAUGAUGAGGCGGUGCAAACCAAAAAGAUGCAUGGCGAACCUGUUCAGAAGCUUGGUUUCUUUGCUGCUGUCAUUUAA
Molecule: messenger RNA, 912 nt
Organism: Lichtheimia ornata
Lineage: Eukaryota; Fungi; Mucoromycota; Mucoromycetes; Mucorales; Lichtheimiaceae
Exons: 5
Coding region: 1-912 (303 amino acids)
Biological process (GO): nuclear mRNA surveillance; exonucleolytic trimming to generate mature 3'-end of 5.8S rRNA from tricistronic rRNA transcript (SSU-rRNA, 5.8S rRNA, LSU-rRNA); TRAMP-dependent tRNA surveillance pathway
Cellular component (GO): nuclear exosome (RNase complex); cytoplasmic exosome (RNase complex)
Source: RefSeq, a predicted model, not a curated record